Molecule: messenger RNA, 981 nt
Organism: Stylophora pistillata
Lineage: Eukaryota; Metazoa; Cnidaria; Anthozoa; Scleractinia; Pocilloporidae
Molecular function (GO): oligosaccharide binding
Source: RefSeq, a predicted model, not a curated record
AUGAACGAAAUUUGGGGUUUGCAGUGUAGUAUCUUCCAAAGUUGUCUUGGUCAGAUAUUUUGGACAUUUACGGAAGCAAUUAGCAACUGUGACACAGGAUUUUGUCAAACAUAUCCCUUUGAUACUUAUGGCGAUGCAUUGCAAGACAAAGAGCUCGUUGGUCAUGUUUUCCACAGUUCAGUGAUUUCAAACCCAGUUCAGUGCUACAUGUUGUGUAAAGAUGACUGUCGAUGUUUGUCGUUCAACUACAAGGAGAAUAACGACGUCAAAUACUGCGAAUUGAACGAAGCCAGCCAUUUCACCCACGACAGCUUCCAUAAAAGUUCUGUAGGAUCCCGCUACUACAACCUGCGAAGGUUUCUCCACGGAAAGAACACGAGUGGCGUGCUAUUGAGAAACAAAAAGUUGUUGAAUGAACUUGUGUUCUGCGAUUUUAAUUCAGAGCCUGAGUUCGCUUGGAAUCUGAUUGAAUCAUUCAGUUUGUCCAACAAAAGCCGUUUCCAGAAGGACAUCGUGCUUUACGAUGACUACCAAGCCAUCAGCGGUGAUGCCCCAAACUGGCAUGCCUACCUCAUCAAACGACCCUACCUCCUUUGGCUCAGAAAUAGCUCGACUCACUGGAGAGCUACUUGUCGAUACAACACUGAUGGCACCGUAUAUACAGAUUACCUGAGAGCCUCGCUUGAAGACUUUGACAUCAUCAUAGACCAACCCACGAUGACAGAUGUCUGUCGACCGUACGAAUAUGUCAACAUCCGGGGAAACGAGUGUGUGAAUUGUACCGCACGGACAUGGUAUAAGAAAGGAGAUUAUCCUCUUCAUAUCGAUAGUGGUAAACAGAAUGACUGUGAUUUCGAUGAACACAGUAAAGACGCAGUGUCCAGUGAAGACAACUUUGGUUAUUACUCCAAGAUAAAUUCUAAAUUCCGCUGUACUUCAAGUGACAGUGACACUACCCAGUUAUGGAUCGGGGGCAAGUGA